AGUGAAAGUGAUUCGCAUUAUAUUUAUGUGAAAUAAUAGUGUUGCGUUUUUGCGGAAAAAACAGGAACUAACGUUGAAAAUAGGUAUAGCUAUCUAGAGUAAGACUUUAGUCUAUGUCCUCCCUCUUGCUUUGAAACAGGAAUACGUGUGGACACCUGUGCGUACGGCAAGCAGCAACCGUCUGUAUACGUGAGAGUGCAUGCGUGGGUGUUGUAGCAGGCGUUUCUUUAUCAAUAGAGAAAUGGUGCUCCCGCCUUGAGUGUUUCUUGAAUCGACGAGUGUGAAUUUCUCAGUGAAAACUUGUGUUGGAAUUGAGUAAAAAAAAUUAGUGUUAUUAAAUGUAACCUGAAAAGCGUAUCUACCGUUUGUCGGAAUUGAAUGUACAACUCGAUUGAUGAUACAUGCACGCCAAACGUCAAAGGAAGGGAAAGAUAACAAAAACAUCUGUAUUAUUAACAUAAUAGAUACAUAAAAAUGAAAAAUAAUCGCGUCUUAAUAAUCAUAGAAAUUAUAAUAGAGGGUUUACUACCGGAAGCGUCAUGCUACUUCGUUUAACCGUUGAAGAUCUGUGAAAAUCUCUCUCAUGCGAUAUCAUUUUUAUUCGAUUUCAGAGACCAAAAACUAUAUAUAUGAGAAAUUAUACAUGAGUUAGUUACUCUGACUGUUCAUCCGUUUGCCUGGUCGUCCACCCCUUCCAAACCGUCCUGACACAACGUUUAACGGGUGUAUAAAAAGAAUAAACAUGAUGGCGGCGUGAGAGAGAUAGAUAAGUGAGCAAGAGAAGGGAGAAGAGAGAGAAAGAGAGAAAGAAAGAAAGAAAGAAAGAAAGAAAGAAAGAAAGAAAGAGAAGUCAGCCAGCCAGCCAGCUAGAACCAGCCAACCAGUCAGUGUGCCAGAAGCGACGAACUUUGUUUCGUGCUAUCUUUGUCUCAAUGAAAAAAAUUUAUCGUUCCUGAAUAUCCAUCUAUUUUUUUGCAUUUAUUCGCCUUUAUAAAAUCAAAUAAAUCGAGGAGAAUAAUAAGUUUUUAUAAUUAAUGCUGAGAGAACGUUUCGCUUGUAAACAGUUAUCAAGGUGCGGCCACGUUCAUCGUGUUCGCGGUGUUUGCUUCGAUUUUCAUGCAUGCGGGGUCCACGACCGAGCGUGUGAGAAAUUCAGCAUAUCGUCUGGUAACACGGUGGCUUGAUUUCGAUUUUCUAGUGUUUUCGUAGAUGAUAAAAUGAUAUUUCACAGCCGGAAAUAUAUGAUUCGAUGUCACUGAUAACAAGCGUUCAUUGAAUUAUAACAGGAAACUUUGUUUGAAUUAAUAUAAUGUGAAUGAUUUAAAAACAAAACUUAAAAACACAGGAAAUGCGGUGUUGAUGCAUGUAAAUAAAACACGUGAUUAGAUGAAUAACUGCCCGAGAAGACUUAAGAAGUUGCUCUUUUUUAAUUAGAAUUCAUCACAUAAGGAAAUUCUGCAUUUAAAAUUCAUCGAAUUGAAUUGAAUUCAUAGCUACUAAUAGAAUCGAAAAAGCAUUUGUAACAAUUAAAUAAUUCUCCAUCGAUUAUUAAUUGUUAUUUGAUCCAAAACGAUUUAUUUUUGAAUAUUUUUCAUGGCAAAUAGAUCGAAUCGAAUCGUAUAUGGCUAUUUUGAUUAACGGUAAUUACGCUCCAAGAGAGGUGAAUUUCGUUGAGUGUAAAAAUCUAUUAUAUGAAGGACAACGACGCUAUUAUUUCGUCAAAGAUUGACAUCGAGACUUUUGUUCGAGAAAUUCAUCUGUUUAAGGGAAUAGGAUAUUCGAUGGAGCGAAAUCGUCCGUGUUGGCCGGCCUGGUGGCAAUAACCUCCAGUCAGAGGUGGCAGACAGUUUUCGCACGAUGCGUUUGCCCUCGUGCGCGAUAGAUUAUAAAAUUAGACGUUCGAAACUUCGUACGAAGGAAAAAGGAGCAAAAACACAUCGUUCUCAUGCGGUAAAGAAGGUGGAGACACUGACUGGUGAUAACGAAGGAAGGGUCAAGCGACGAAAGGAAUUAAUACAAGUCGGAUGAAUAAUUUCGAGGGUAGACAGCUGUGCAUAGUCAGAAGUGACGUCAGUCGCGUUGGGUUCAUAGUUCCUCUUAUUUUUCUCAUUCGGAGCUGCGUACAGACAUCGCGUGCGAAGGGGCGACAAUGAAAGCGGCAAAUAAGCGAAAAUAAAGAAAGAGCACGUUAAUGACCAAGCGAAAAUAAGAAAAAAAUACAAAGUCAAGUUUUCGAUGAACGAUAAUUAUCUCACUCGCACUCGUUACAGUGAAAAGAAUCAUCACAAUUUCUAGUCUGUUGCAUUUACAUCGAGAAAUCUUUUUUUUUUUCAUUUCUCGAUGAAAUAUUAUUAAAUCGAUUAUAUUUCAAACUGCACGUGCUAUGUAUCAUCGCCAUCGCGGAUCGAAACACGUUCGAUGCGCUCUUGUAACGAUGCGCAUUUAUCGAGCACGCAUCGCAGAUUGUUCGUAAUGCUUCGUCUUAGAAGAUUUGAUAAUUUCAUUAAAUAGUUAUCGUGCAAAGAUACACGAAAAAAAAAAAAAAAAAGAAAGAAAAGAAAAAAAUAACAUUUCAUAAUUCAGCAGUUUAUUUUAAACACUGAGAAUGAGACUGAAAUUCAAUUAUUAAAUCUUUUAGUCGAUUAAUUUAUUCGAGGCGGACGAGUUCGUUGAAAAGUAAUUACGGAAUCGGCAAGUUUGACCAAAUUUACUAAUACAUUAUAAAUAUUAUAUAGAGAUAUAAACUAAAUUCAUAUAAAUCUGCAAAUCCUUAGAACAAGAGAAAUCUGAAAUACGACAAGCAAUAAACGAUUGCUUUUAAAAUUAGGAUAUUAGUCUCAACGAACCAACAUGUUUUUUAUCCAAACGACAAUACAUCGUGACACGUUAGAACGAAUGAUAAUAGUUGAAAUUGCAAAAAAAGAAAGAUAUUAAAGGGAAAAAAGGGGGCGUUCGCGAUCGAUGCACUUCACCCUGUUGAAUUGUAUCUGUACGAGUAAUCAUCCAAUGAUUGGUUAUUUCGUUUUCUUUGAUACACGACCUAUCGGUCUGUCCGAGAAGAAACGACACACGCUUCAAUAUCAUCGUCAAAUGGACACAAAUGACUAGCUUAACAUUAUCUUCGAGCACGUUCGAGAUGCCCCGGUCUAGAUCAAAACUGUUCGUACCCGCGAACGCGAUCUCAACACAGACGUACAACACACCAUCAAGUGAGAACAAUCAUCUUCCACCCUUGAAGGGUAGCGCAUUGGCACUGAAGCAGCCUGCAAGUGAGUCGUCGCCUAGUUACUUGACCCGAACCAGUCACAUGGCCGGUACUCAUCUUCCGAGUUUAAGUUCCAGCGCCAACAACAGCUUGCUCAGCCUGACCGGGAACUCCGAUAGCUUGAACCUGAGCCUGAGUUCGCACACGAGCCACAACUCGAGUCACAACUCGAGCCAUAAUUCGAGCCACAAUUCGAGUCAUAAUUCGAGUCACAACAAUUCCAGUCAUAACUUCACUCAUAAUUCCAGUCAUAAUUUCAGUCACACCACCGCUCACGAGUCACAACACGCGCAGUCGAAUAGCCAAUCAAGCACCGCGUCAGUGGUGAAGAAUGGAUGUUCGAACGGAAGUUCCUGCGGCAGCGGUAUCCGCAAGCCGAAGACUAUCAUCGCCACACCGGACGUCGUGUUGAAGAUCUACGUGGACAAACUGACACCGUACGAGCACCACGAGAUUUUCAAUUAUCGGCAUAUAUAUUUUAUUGGGGCGAACGCGAAGAAGAGGCCGGGGAUAAUCGGUCGACCUCAUAACAAUGGCUACGACAACGAACAUGGUUCCUACAUCCACGUGACGCAUGAUCACGUGGCCUAUAGGUACGAGGUGUUGAAGGUGAUCGGUAAAGGUUCGUUCGGUCAGGUUGUAAAAGCGUACGAUCACAAAAAGCAGGAGCAUGUCGCCCUGAAGAUGGUGAGGAACGAGAAGAGGUUCCAUCGUCAGGCGCAGGAGGAAGUGAAGAUAUUGAGGAAGCUACGCGAACAGGAUAAGGACGACACGAUGAAUAUCAUUCAUAUGUUCGAUUCGUUCACGUUCCGUAACCACAUGUGCAUCACCUUCGAAUUACUCGGUAUUAAUCUGUACGAGUUGAUCAAGAAGAACAAGUUCCAGGGGUUCAGCAUGCAGCUUGUGAAGAAGUUCGCGCAUUCGCUGCUACAGUGCCUCGAUGUUCUCUACAAGAACAGGAUCAUACAUUGCGACAUGAAGCCGGAGAAUGUUCUCUUGAAGCAGCAGGGACGCAGUGGUAUCAAGGUGAUAGACUUUGGUUCGAGCUGCUACGAGAACCAACGCGUCUACACGUACAUUCAAAGUCGCUUCUAUCGCGCGCCAGAGGUGAUCCUGGGUGCAAAGUACGGUAUGCCAAUCGACAUGUGGAGCCUCGGUUGCAUCUUGGUGGAGCUGGUUACCGGUUUCCCGCUGCUGCCAGGCGAAGACGAGUCCGACCAGCUGGCCUGUAUCAUCGAGUUGCUAGGCAUGCCGCCGCCUCAGCUGUUAGAAUCCGCGAAACGGUGUAGGCAGUUCAUCAGCUCAAAGGGUUAUCCACGCUAUUGCACCGUUAUAACGAUGUCCGACGGUUCGAUCGUGUUGAACGGCGGUUUCUCCAGGAAAGGCAAAGACCGUGGCCCGCCCGGCUCCAGGGAUCUGAGGCAGGUAUUGAAAAAUUGCGACGAUCCAUAUUUCCUGGAUUUCAUUCAUCGCUGCCUGAAAUGGGACCCGGAACAGCGUAUGACACCUGGCAAAGCGUUGAAACACAGAUGGCUGCGCCGUAGAUUGCCAGAGCUUCCAAAGAAAACGAACGACGCUUUGCCCGCGUUACCGGCAGCCUCUGCGCCGCCUACCUCCGCUUCCGGCCUCCGUACUUCCGCGUCCGGUAGCAAAAGUUCGACCAAGUCGAACACGUUGCAGACCAACAAUACGGAGAACACGAACAAGGUGAAGCAGUUGAACGACAUCUUCCAUACCAUGUCUACCAUAUACUCGGCAUUGCAACGUAACGACGGUGGAAGAGGAAGAGGAAGAGAUCAAACGGUGGCAACCAAUCAUCAAGCGACCGUCAGCAGUCAUCCGUCGCUGAACUCUAUUAGUGGUGAUGCUAGUAGUGGUGGUGGUGGUGGUGGUGGUGACGGUAGUAGCAGUAGUACUAGUGGUAGUCAGCAGCAAUCGCAGCCACAGCAACAACAACAGCAGCAGCAACAACCACAACAACAGCAAGCUCAACAGCAACAGCAGCAACAGCAUAGUCAUCAAUUGCAAACGAAACAGCAGCACAAUAACGGUUCGCACGGAUCUCACGGGUCCCAUGGAUCCCAAGGAUCGCAUGGUUCUCAUGGAUCCCACGGAUCCAACGGAUGGAGCAUAUCGUUUCUCGAGUGGCUCGAGACGGUGGACAAUGAUUAGCAAGGACAUUAUCGAGCAACUGAGACGAUUCAUCGAAACACGAGAUCCCUCUUAUUACUUUUUUCUAACACGUUUACCGUGGUCGAUGUUGCCGUGAUCGCUGACCUCGUGUCUCGCUGAUUUGUCGGAUCAGAUCGACCGAUGUCUAUCUUCACGAUGUCGUCUUUCGACACGCGUUGUGAAUACCCGUUGUCGAACGACACCGAGAUAUUAACGGUGUUCCUGCCUGUGUGGUAAUAUGGUCGCUCGUUACGAGAAAAAGAUUCCUCGGAGUCAAAGGAGAGAUAGCAGUGGCCUCAUCUUCGACCUCCGGAUACUACUACUGUGAUCUACUACGCGAUAUGUUACUACUAAAAAGCGAAAAGCGUAAAAAAAAAAAAAAAAAAAAAAAGAAAAAA
This is a messenger RNA of Apis dorsata (giant honeybee), 5835 nucleotides long. RefSeq names its product dual specificity tyrosine-phosphorylation-regulated kinase 2. Bases 3101 to 5437 code for a protein of 778 amino acids. Gene Ontology annotation, cellular component: nucleus. The record is from RefSeq and is a predicted model, not a curated record. The transcript has 2 exons. Gene Ontology annotation, biological process: peptidyl-threonine phosphorylation; peptidyl-serine phosphorylation. Gene Ontology annotation, molecular function: protein serine/threonine kinase activity; protein serine/threonine/tyrosine kinase activity; ATP binding. Lineage: Eukaryota; Metazoa; Arthropoda; Insecta; Hymenoptera; Apidae.